Knipowitschia caucasica is the source of this 1029-nucleotide messenger RNA. NCBI's taxonomy places the organism in Eukaryota, Metazoa, Chordata, Actinopteri, Gobiiformes, Gobiidae. The record is from the annotation of a GenBank genome assembly.
AUGUCGUCGGUUUUAGACGCUCUGUGGGAGGAUAGGGAUGUUAGAUUCGACAUAACAGCGCAACAAAUGAAGACUCGUCCUGGGGAAGUGAUGAUAGAUUGCCUGGAGUCAAUAGAAGACACCAAAGGGAACAAUGGGGAUCGAGGGCGACUUUUGGUGACAAACUUGAGAAUCAUUUGGCAUUCUGUGGCCCUACCAAGAGUAAAUUUAUCUGUGGGCUACAACACCAUCAUAAACAUUACAACACGGACGGCUAACUCUAAAUUGAGAGGUCAAACUGAAGCACUUUAUAUUUUGACAAAGUCAAACAACACAAGAUUUGAGUUCAUAUUUACAAAUGUGGUACCAGGAAGCCCACGACUAUUCACUUCAGUCAUCGCAGUGCACAGAGCAUACGAGACAUCCAAAAUGUAUAGAGAUUUGAAACUGCGAGCUGCUCUGAUUCAAAAUAAGCAGUUAAGACUUCUGCCUCGUGAGCAAGUGUAUGACAAAAUCAACGGUGUGUGGAAUCUGUCAUGUGACCAGGGAAAUCUUGGAACAUUUUUUAUCACCAAUGUUCGCAUUGUCUGGCAUGCUAACAUGAAUGAGAGUUUUAACGUCAGCAUCCCGUAUCUUCAGAUUUGGUCAAUCAGAAUAAGGGAUUCAAAGUUUGGUCUGGCCCUGGUCAUUGAAAGUUCAAGGCAGAGUGGAGGCUAUGUGCUGGGUUUUAAAAUAGAUCCGGUUGAGAAGCUUCAAGAUGCUUUAAAAGAAAUUAACUCACUUCAUAAGGUUUUUUCUGCCAACCCUAUAUUUGGGGUUGACUAUGAAAUGGAAGAAAAGCCACAGCCAUUAGAACGUCUCACAGUGGAACAGCCUCCUGAUGAUGUGGAGAUCGAGCCUGAUGAACAGACUGAUGCUUUCGCUGCUUACUUUGCAGACAGCAACAAGCAACAAGACCGUGAGCCUGUGUUCUCAAAGGAUCUGGGACUGGCCAUUGAAAAGCUCAGGGAUGGAUUUACUCUGCAGGGACUGUGGGAAGUCAUAGGCUAA